AUGUAUAUUGGAGAGGAGAAACCAAGUGAUCGUAAUCCUGUUGAAAACAGGAAUGAAGAUAAAGAUGACAAAUCUGAAUCUCCGGAAGAAGAAAAACCUGAUGAAGGAGAAAAUAAAUUGGAUACAGCUACAGAAAGGGAGCCAUCAGGAAAAGGUGGUGAAGAGGAAAUGAUUGAAACACCUGAAAAAACAGGAUUGGAUACAUCAACUGAUUCAUCAGAAGAGACUGAAGAAGAAGAUGUGCCUGAAGUAGUUGAGGAAAGCUUGUCUGAUUCGGAAAAAGCAAGGAAACCAGUGCAUUUCCUUAAUGUAGUUUUUGAAAAGGUCGAAAAGGAAUUAUCCGAGAAGAAGGAGGAAGAUUAUGAAAUAAAGGGAGAUUUUGAUGGGAAGCAAAAGAAAGAAGAAGUAAUGAAUUUGCUUCGUGAGUACAAUAAACUGAAAGGAGGAUCUGCCAUGUCCAAAGAAAAUUUUGAUAAGUUAUGGCGCCAAAAACAAAGGAAACUAGGGAACAAGUUUCCUUACAUUGUAGAAAAUGUAAUUGCGGUUUUGAAAGAUGUAAAAGAAGAUGAAGAAAAGCCUUCGGAGCAACAAGAAUCGACUGAUUUGCCUGAGGCUGAAGGGACCUCAACUGAAUUUUCAAGUUCUGAACCAAGUCCUGCCAAAGAACCAGAUAUAAGUGAAGCUCCAAAAGAUACCUUUGCUGUUUGGGCCUCUGAAACGGGGAAUAUAUGUCUUCUUGCUAAGUUUCAAGGCAUUAUUACUAUUUAUUAUUCAACUGAGAAAGGAGAGCAGGAUAUUAAAGUUCCAGUUCCUAAUGUUGAAAAAUGGAAAGGAAGUUGUUCACCACCACUUAUCUCUUUUGCAUCUGAUGAACAUGAUACUGUUAUCUUAAAUAUGUUGUUAUCAGAGACAUCCGAAGAUAGUUGGGCUGUGACUUCCAUACAACUGAACUAUGACACAUCUAAUAAACUGUUUGAUGGAUCUAACAAUCAUAGAAACAUGACUGCUACGAGCAAAGAUUUGAGCCUGUUUGAAACACCAAUGGGCCGGUCUUAUUUCUGCCCAGGGCAUGAAACUGUGCUGCUCUACAAUGAAGAUAAAAAACAAGUAGCUACUGUUAAAUUGAGUGAAAUACAGCUGCAGCCUUAUCAAGUUGAAGAUAACAAAUUCAGUGAAGAGAACCGCUGCACUCAAGUUAUUCUGGAAGGCCCGGAUAUAUUUGCUGUCAAUGAAACAAUUCCCCUUGCUGUUGGAAGCACUUUGGCCUUGAUUACGUUGCUGAUUUUGGUUGGAUUUUCAGUUCAUCGAGCUUACCGUGCAGCAAAACCUGACUACAACUCAAUGCAAUAGACUACUAUUUCUUCUGGAAAGUGAAACUGAUGAUGUGUGAAUUACUUAUGUUGGCCUUAAUGAGAUCCUUUAUUGGAAAAAAUUUGUGGUGAAAAAAAUUGAAUCCUUUAUAGUAUCAAGAUGUGAAUUUUUCUGAACUAAGUAGCUUUGAGGUGACUUUGUCAUGCAUUUCCAAAAUAACUGUGUACUGGUUUUACUGUUGUAAAUCAAGUACAAUUCUAAAACUAAAAGAACUUCGAACUUUUAUUUUAAAACACUUAUUUCUGAACCUGUCUUUUCAAAUUUCAUACCCAUUUUUCCCCGUGAUGCAUUCUAUAACUAAGAAUAUAUGUGCUUGAAUUUGUUUUACAUUUAGUAACAUGACAACUCAACGAAUCAAACGAAUUUUUUUUCCAGCUUUCAAUCUGUGGUUUUCCGAAUACAAUCUCUAAUUAGCUUAGGAAUGAGUGAGUCAACCUCCAUGGGAAGGUUGUGUGUUUAUAAUACAUAUCUACAUAUUCAAUAAAAAAAAUUUGAGCAGUGAAACCCUCUUAUACAGAUCAGUUGGUACCAAGUGUUGUCUAGACAAGAGAUAAAGGUCUCCAAUGCUUCUAUGCUUGAUUCAGAUGUUCUGUGCUUCAGGAUAUAAAAAUAAACAAGAGGUGAGACUACUGCAUCCUUAAUAUUGCUUGUAUAUUUACUUACAGAAUUUUAACAUCACAAUAAAGACAAAACACAUAAUUUUAUCUAUUGAAAAUUCAAAAACAGUAAUAUAAAUGGUGGUAUCGAAGAAAAAGAAAUGAUUUUUAAAAAGUCUUGAACUUAUUUUUUUUUUUAAAGUACAACAUACUAAAAUAUAAAACUAUUCAGUACAAAACUUUUUAUACAGUGGAGUCUCCACUUACGCGAGGGAUACAUUCCAAGAACCCUUUCAUGAGUUGAAAUUUUGCAGUGUGAAAAAAGUAUUUAUACGACUUUUGCAUAAACAUAAAUUUAUUUUAGACAAUUGUAAACACCACUCAAACUGUUUUAAACUAAUCCUUAAGUAUCUGUGGACAUUUUCUACACUAAGAACUGAAUUUGUACUGCAAUAAAACAACCUGUGUUAUUCAAUAUAAAAUACUGUUAUGACGCCAAAAUCAAUGAAAGAGAGGGACAUAAAGUGUUCUACUGUACAUACAGUAAGCAAUAUUAAUAAUGCAGCACUAUUAUACUACUGUGCAGUUGAUAGAGUAAUAGUAAUUAUAAUUAAAAAAUGAAGAUGAUGAUGGUUAGCACUGUGCAGGUGAUCAUAAUGUUAUCAGUCUUCUCCUGCACAUUGAGGAUCUUUACUUUUUCUUUAAUUGUAAGAAACUUACUCUCCUCUAGCUUAAGGUGAAGCACUGCGCUUAGGUGCCACUAUGUUAAAUUAACUUUCUCAUUUAGAAUUUUAAAAAAAGAUAUGCUUGGAAAAUUCGGAGAGGUAUUUGUUUACACUAACAGAGCAAUGUUUAGACAAGUACAGUGUGGGAACUUCCGCUUUCAGUGAUCUAAAGGGAUGAAAGUCCAUUCAGGAAACCAAUAUUUAGUAGACAAUAACAAAGCACAUACUUAUGCCCUGUGAUUCCCUUUUGAGAACGUUCGUAUUGCAGAGCAGGAAUUCAUAUUAACUCUAAAAUUCGCUACUCGAGAAAACUCACAUUGAGCGUGAGUCCACUGUACAUAUAAACAAAUGAAAACUUAUGUAACAUAUCGGUAAAAAAAAAAAAACUAAGUAGAUGUUUACAAAAAUUUGUGUUAUUAAGAGUCAUGUAUCCACAUAUUUUGUCUUGCAAUAAAAUGAUAAAUUGCUGUUUUGUUCAAACAAUUCUUACAUUUUUCAGAUAAAUCUUAUUUUGUCUUAAAUAAGUUAUAUGUAAGAUCUGCAUUAGAAGAAGUCUGUAUAAAAAGGGUUUCAUCAUAUAUUUUUAAAAAUCUUACCUUUUCAGUGUACUAGUGUACUAUUGAAUCUAAAAAAUAAUGUAAAUGUUUUGAAAACAAUGAAAAAAAUGUAACAAUAAUGAUUUAAAUAUUGUUUCAAGUAUUUUUUUAAAUUGGACAAUAUUAUUAACUAAGAAUAUAAGCAUUAUUUAAAUGCUGAUUAUUAUUUUAAGAAGGGAGGAUGGCAGUAGUUCUGCUCCUAUCAGGUUACGUAUUGUACUAAACAUUCAUAAUUACACUCAUUAUGUAAACACUAUGAUAUUUUUCUCACAAAAUGCUUGAAAAAAUAUAAUGCAAUGUAAUACUAAGUAUAAAAAAUUAUAAUUGUCUGAAUUUUGCUAUGCAGCAGAGGGUUGCCAUUAAGCUUGGGCAAGGGGGGCAAUUACCUUGUAUCCUGCACUUGAUGGAGUCUUUUACUACAAUAAGCUGAAUCUGAAAGGGUUAUAAUUGCUGCUUAGAUUCAUUUUUUGAUCAAAAAUGAGCCAAAAAAAAAAAAAAAAAAAAUUAUGUAGAGCCGAUAAUUUCUUUAAAUUUGAAGUGUAAUUCUAAUAUUUUUUUCUUCUUUCCAAUGUCCUAUUGUUACAAACAAUAGAAAAAAAAUCAACUUCAAAAAGAUCAUAGAUUUAAUGUUUAGUAAAUGUGUUUACUUAGACAUAAAUGAAAAAUUUUGUGCAAGAAAAUUUAGCAAUGUAUAAAAAGCUUGAAUGUGAUGAAUUAAUUACACUUAUAAAAUUUAAGAAAGCAACUGUAAUGUCUAAUAAUAAAUAAAAAUAGCUAAUGGGUCAAUAUUAAUAUCGUUUGUGAAUAAAUUCUGACUAUUUUUCUUAUUUUUGUAAUUAAGUUCUGAAUUUGAAAAUUAGGUAUUUAAUUUAAAAAAAAACAACCCUUUGAAAUUUUAAUUUCUAUCAAUUUUAUCUUCCUUUAAAAGAAACCUUUAAGUUCUGCCCACAAUUACUGCAAAAGCUAGUGACAGUCCUGAUAUAGUUGACAUAAGUAAAAUAAUUUUUUAAGCAAAAAAAAAAAAAGGGAAAUCCCCCUUUUUCAGUGUUCUAAAGCUGUAGAACUGUAAUAAUGAAUACAUAUGAGAAAUGAUGAAUAUACAUAAUAAUAUAAAUAUUAGAAAUCUGUAAAUACUCUUAUAACUGAAUUUUGUAUUUUUUUUUUUUGCAAAUGCUACAUCAGUUGAUUAACUUUCUGGAUAAUAAUGGUCUGCUGUUGGGUUUGCAGUAUGGUUUUAGUAAAGGAAGAUCCUGUGUAACCAAUUUAUUGUAUUUGUAUGAUAAGGUUACAAUGGCUUUAGAUAACAAAAAGUGUGUAGAUACUGUUUACAUUGACUUUUUAAAAGCUUCCGAUAAAGUAUCACAUGUUGCUCUGCCAAGCAAACUGGUUUGUAUUAGAAUAGAUGAGAAAACUUUAAUUUGGGUUAGAAAUUGGCUUAUGGGAGGAAACAAAGAGAAGCUGUUAGGGGUAAUUAUUCUCUGUGGACUUACAUUUUGAGUGGGGUUCCACAAGGUUCAGUUUUGGAGCCAUUGUUGUUUAUUAUUUUUCUUAAUGAUGUUAGUUUAUUAUUUUUCUUAAUGAUGUUAGUGAAAGUCUCUCUGGAAACAUUAAUAUUUUUCCUGUUGAUGUCAAAGUAAUGGGGAUAGUUGACAGUGAAGAUCAAGGGAAAAAGCUUCAAGAGGAUUUAGAUCAAAUUUCUAAGAGGGCAGUUAAGUGGGGUUUGCUUUUAAAUGUUGGAAAGUAUUAAGUGACUGGUAUGGAAUGGCUUGUUAUUUACAUUUAAGUCAUGGAAGAAUGGCAUAUAAGCUGUCAUUUACAGGCAUCCAUUAUUACCAAAAAAGAAAGAAGUGUUGAUCUGCAUGUCUUAAUUAGUCAAGGCUUUAAGCUUAGUCAGCACUUCAGUACAGCAAGUAACAAAACCAACAGAAUGUUGGUCCCCCCCCCCCUAUAGAUCUAUUUUACUUACUUCUAAGGAAGUUCUACCUUUAUACAGAAGUUAGUUCUGCCCUCAUUUGGAGCAUGCUGUACUGUUUUGGUCUCCUCAUCUUAAAAAAGAUAUUGACUUAUUGGAAAGAGUUCAAAAGAGAGCUACUGGCUUAGCAAAACGAUUUUCGAAUUUAGACUAUGAUUCGAGGCCUAGAAUGCUUAAUAUGUAUAAUCUUGAGCAAAGGAGAGUAAGAGUGGUCAUGAAGUCCAGUUGUCUAAGUUCAUUAAAAUGGAGGAUUUGUUGGUGGGCUAAAUUUUUGCACAAAUGGUAAGGGAAAAGACCAUUAUUUUAAGAUAUUCAAACUACAAGAUAAUCUUUAAGUUAGAAAAACAGGGUUGUAGGCAUUUGGAGUAGUUUACUGAAGGCCACUGUUACUAGCAAUGGGGUGAAUAGUUGUAAGAGGGCUUUUGAUGUUCAUUGAGAUUAAUAAAUUGAUGAGGACCAGUCUAGCUGGACCCAGAACCUUUUGCUGGUCCUCAUAUUUGUAUUACAUAUGCUGUUUAAACAUGAGUUUAUUUUAAAAUAUUCAUAUUAUUCUAAUAGUUUAAAACUUCAGUAAACACUUAGAUUUUAUUUCAUGAUCAAUGAAAAUUAGUUAAUGUGCAAAAACAUGCAUUUUUGUAACUGUUAUACACUUUUUAAAUUCAACCAACAAUUUUUUUGUUCUUCUUAUCACCACCAUCUAUAUAUUUUUUAAUAUUAAAAAUUUUUAAGUGUUAAUUAAAUUAUUUCGUAGUUAUUCUUUUUUUAAUUUUAAUUCUGUAUUUUAACCUUUUGAUUUAAAUAAUAUACUAUUCACAAUGGUAAAGUUAUUUUUUUAAUAGAGAAACACACACACAAAAAGGGCACUGAAUCCUAGAUAAUUUACAUUAAAUAACUUGUCAAGAACUAUCCUACUUAUAAAUAAAUAACUUGUCUGUUUUAUGUUCUAAAAAAAUUAUAUUUGACAAAAAGUGUGUACUCACCAAACUAUCAUUACCUAUUAGAAAUGUAUUGUUAUAUUCAAUGGUGUGCAGUAAGUGUAAAAUGCCAUGCUUUUUGAAUUAUUAAAUGAGAAUAUAAACUAAGCAUAUAUUAUAGUUAUUUAAUUUUUAAUGUAACAUUUCUUAAUUUUUCAAACUGUGUUGACUCAUUACAAAGUUAAAAAAAAAAAAAAAAAAAAAAAAAAAAAAAACUUGUAAUUAUGUAAUAUAAAUUAUACACAUUAUUCAUGCAUUCUUUUAUUACAAGUAUCAGGUCCGUUAUUUUGACUUUGUUGAAGGAGAGAGGUAAAAUUUAUGCACUCAACAUUAGUAUUUACACAUAUACUUAUACAUACAAUGUGAGUGUAUAGCUAAAAGCCAAUGAGGAGGACAAUUGCCCUGUCCUAACUCACUAAAAUGACCAGCCUGGCUAAGACAUUCAGGCUCAUUUAAAUAGAUAAAUUAUAAAUUGAUGUUUUCUUUUUAUUAUUAGUUUUAUUUAUUAUUCCACACUAAAGGAACCUUUUUUUUUUUUUUUUUCUUUCUUGAUUAAGGUAAAAAUCUUGAAAUUUAUAUUGCUGAAAAUAAUUCUAUGUAUGACUAAUAUGUUGUGAUGAAAAAAUGUUAUUUUUUACUGCUAUAAAUACUCUUAAACUUGUAAUAGAAAUGUUACAUAAUCUUUAAAAUAUAUAUGUAUUUGUUUUAUUUAACAAAACUUUACAAUUGUGUUCUGAAAAGACAAUUUGCAUUUUCAAUAUUUAUUGAUUCAGGUCCCAAUUUCAAAUCUUGUUAUUCAUUUAAAAAAAUGUUUAAUGUAGCACUUUAAUAUAUACC
This is a messenger RNA of Uloborus diversus, 7071 nucleotides long. RefSeq lists its product as uncharacterized. The transcript is spliced from 9 exons. Bases 1 to 1350 code for a protein of 449 amino acids. Gene Ontology annotation, cellular component: membrane. The record is from RefSeq and is a predicted model, not a curated record. NCBI's taxonomy places the organism in Eukaryota, Metazoa, Arthropoda, Arachnida, Araneae, Uloboridae.